GUGUCGCUUUCCUUCUCACCCAAAAGAGAACGUGUCUUCAUUAUCGCGUAGCUAAUCAAAAGAUGGGCUCGAAGGAAAAUAGAACAAUGGAAGGCGUGUUGCCUGCUCCUGGAAUUUUCAUCAAACCAGAACCAGAAGAUCUGCCUGCAGUUCCGUCUUCUGAGUCUACGCGCCGCAUUUCGAAAAAUUCGACCAGCACCCCAACCAUCAAGGCCGAACCGAGUGAUUCGAAACGUGUUCUGUCAGAUAGGGGCACUACAGCCCCACGCAAUGUUGCUUUAAAAAGUCAACAUAACCUUUCUUCAUUGCCUGACAUUAAAAAAAUCAAAGCGGAACCAGAGCUGCCACACCGACAAGUUGUGAACCAGCCAAUGUUAUAUCAGCUCUACGACUCUGCCGACAAUAUUUCAUACACCCCUGAAGAUGCUCUUCAGGCAGGUCUCGGAAUGGUGAAGACUCUAAAGGCUGGAAUCGACAAGCUCGAGCUCGGUAGCAAGCUCCGAAAGGAUGUUUGGCUACGUGAAAUUGAUAGUCUUCUUAGUCAAGGUGCCCCUACAACAAUGAUAGCCAUUUGUGGAGCAACUGGGGCCGGGAAGUCUUCGAUACUAAAUGCGAUCUUGGACGACACUAUUGUCCCUACAAGUGGUAUGAGAGCAUGCACAGCCGUGGUCACGGAAAUUGCGUAUCAUGCCGCACCUACUAUCAAUGCGGACGUCUCAUUCCUUUCCGAGGCUGAAUGGAGAGCAGAACUUUCUGUUCUACUCGAUGACCUUGUGGACGAGGACGGUAAUUUGAAACGUACUACUGACCUACGGAGCGACGCGGGUGUCGCAUGGCAUAAGGUCCACGCAGUCUAUCCGUCCGUUGCACAGGAGCAACUUAUCCAUAUGACGGUUGACCAAAUUUUGGCCCGCGAUAAAAAUAUUGCUAACAUUUUGGGCACUACGAAGAAGAUAUCGGCGAAGAAUUCAACGAUAUUCGCACAGGAUAUUGCGAAAUAUAUCGAUUCCAAGGACCAGAAACGAGGGGGGAAGAAGGAUAAGACCAAAUCUUCUGAUAAUUCACUCAUGAGUAUGCUUUCCAAGGACAAGAACAAAGAGACGAAGAAGAAAGACCAUGGCCCAGCUCUAUGGCCCCUUAUUCGUCAAGUCAACGUGCGGUGUAACGCCCAAGCUCUUUCCACAGGCGCCAUUUUAGUUGAUUUGCCUGGUGUUGCCGACGCUAACGCGGCAAGAAAUAGCAUCGCAAAAGACUACAUGAAAAAGUGCGACUGCAUCUGGAUUCUGGCACCUAUCACCCGUGCAGUGGAUGACAAGACCGCCAGAGAUCUUCUUGGUGAAGCUUUCAAACUGCAGCUGAUGAUGGACGGCAGCUACGAUGCCCACACGAUUACGUUCAUUGCUAGCAAGUGCGAUGAUAUAUCUUGCUCUGAGGUCAUCCCCGCCUUGGGUCUCGAGGACGACCCUGAGCUAGAGGAAAUUGAGGGCCGCAUCGAACAAUAUAAAGAGGAGACUGCUGAGCUCAAAGAGAAAAAGACUGACACGGAGUCUUUGAUGAAAUCUAUCGACAAGGAGCUCAAACAGGUUCGAGCCUUUCUAAAUGAGUAUGAGCAACAUAAGACGGCACUGGAGAACGGCGAGACAUUUACACCACAGUUGACUUCAACCGCACACAAGAAGGCCAAGAGCGCGGGCAAGAAGCGAAAGAACACCGGCAGGGGGAAAUCUGGGUCACCCAAGCGCCACAAGGGCUUUGGGGACGACGACGACGACGAUUUUGAGAUGGAUGAUAUUGACGAUGAUAGUAGUGACAUCCACGUGGACGAUGAGGAUGAAGGGUCGGAUGAAGAGGAUGAGGACGACUCAGACGGGGAACAGGAUACACAGGACGAGCCAGAAGAGGAGGCCACGGUUGAGGUUCUCCAGGCCAAGAUUGGCGACGCCAAGGAAGCUAUCAAAGUUGGACGCGAACACCUCAACAACGCACGCAAGGCACGCAAGGAUGCGGUAGAUGCCCUCAGCAACCUCAAAAAGAAGGAGAUGAAAGCGCAGCGUGACAAGAACGCAUUCUGUUCUCUGAAGCGUUCAGAGUUCUCCCGCGAUGUCUUAAAAGAAGAUUUCCGCGUUGGAUUGAAAGAUCUUGAUGACGCCGCUGCCGAGGAACGAAAUCCAGAUUCUUUCGAUCCGACUCAGAAUCUACGCAAUUAUGAUGAGAUUGAUCUUCCUGUGUUCACCUGCUCAUCCCGUGACUACGUCCGUAUCACGGGACAAGUCGAGGGUGAUGGGGACCCGUCAUGUUUCUCUAAUAUCCAAGAUACUGGGAUUCCUGCCCUACGGCAAUGGUGCCACCAAUUGACCGUCAGUAGCAGGUCACGGGCUGCAAAGCAGUUUCACACUCACUUGAAGACAUUUGCGAACUCGGUGCGGGUUUAUGUCGAUGGCAUUGGUGAUGUGACAAUUGCAGACCGUGAAUCCCUUCGUGAAAAAUGGGAGUCAACACCACAGGAUCAGGAAAUGUAUGAUAGUGAUGAUGAAGGCAUGCCUUAUUGGCGCAGCUCACCUGAUCCCAUGAGCGCCCAUGCCUUCCAAGAAUUUCGAGGCAUGAUGUCGAAGGACCUGAUGGAUGCUAGACUUUUCUCGAUGAGCAACCAGUCAUCCCUAAAGGUGGAUGCCCGUGGCGAACCCAUAGGAGUGACUCCUCGGCUUGUGAAGGAAUUCGGUACACAUAUUGAAAAAAGCGUCUCGGAUUUGCAGGACCUGUUCCGUGAUGGUCUUGAAGAUAAAUGUCAAGUUGGAGCGACCAAUGCUGCCGAGGGUGCAGUUCAACACGUCGACGAGUUUGCGGGAUCCAUGCACUGGGCAACCUAUCGAGCCACACUUCGUCGUCACGGGUCUUGGCGCCGGGAUCUGAACGUCGAACUUCUGACACCAUUCACUCGAAACAUUGCUUCUUCCUGGUCGACGCUAUUCGAGUCUGAUCUAUUCGCCUCACUAUCCCGCGCCAUCACGGUAUGUAUCAAUAAGCUGCUCGCAGAUGUAGAGGCCAGCGCAGCAGCAGGACUCAAGGACCGUGUACAUGCACAAAGCUCUAUUUCGCAAGAGGAGGCGCGUCUCGCAUUAGGACAGACCAUGGAUGUCGUAAAGGAAGCGCUCGGAAAGGAGCAGAAGGAGAUAUCACGUUGUCUCGCCCCUCAUGUUCAAAACGAACUAACGGAGGGCUACAAUCUCGCCUUGGAAGAGCGAGGCAGAGGAAGUGUCGCACGACAAAAGACUGUGUUCCAUAACUACGUUGAUGGGCAUAAGCAUGAUGUUUUCGAUGGCGGGGCAGAGGUCCUGAUGGGUCGGCUGUCCGCUGCGGCUGAGACCAUUGGGAAGGCCCUCAACGAGACACUUCGAGAACUUGCGGAAAAGAUUGAAGUGUCGCUUGCCGUCCUCUGGGAAGGCACACGAGACGCCCCCGAUCAAGUUCGCGCUCGAUUGCAGAUUGUCCAGUCUGUGUCCGAGCUGCUCAAACAGUUGGCCAUGUGGUCCACGGCAGCGGAGAAGGCGUCUACCGCAUCCUAAUGGAUCAUUGUCACGUCGUUUCAUUUUACAGCAUACUGUCGGCUUCUCAUGCAAGGAAUGUUAGUGCUUUCGUUAACAAUACGUUAUCAGUUGUUCUGUAAUCUUUGUGCUUGGCAUUUCUAAGUACUGUUGUUGAUAUUCCUAUUGUACAUUCAACUAGUUAGCUUAUAGUUGUUGCUUUUAUUUUUACUAUAGUCAUGGAGCAAUC
Molecule: messenger RNA, 3771 nt
Organism: Suillus clintonianus
Lineage: Eukaryota; Fungi; Basidiomycota; Agaricomycetes; Boletales; Suillaceae
Exons: 23
Coding region: 63-3563 (1166 amino acids)
Source: RefSeq, a predicted model, not a curated record